Molecule: messenger RNA, 1575 nt
Organism: Microplitis mediator
Lineage: Eukaryota; Metazoa; Arthropoda; Insecta; Hymenoptera; Braconidae
Product: transmembrane protein 115
Exons: 4
Coding region: 392-1480 (362 amino acids)
Biological process (GO): retrograde vesicle-mediated transport, Golgi to endoplasmic reticulum
Cellular component (GO): membrane; Golgi apparatus
Source: RefSeq, a predicted model, not a curated record
GUCGUUUUUGUGCUUGAGUAAAGAAAUUUUGAGUAUAGAUAAAGUAUUCGCCAACUGUGCUAUUAGGGUAUAUAGUCUUAGUCUCCAUACAUUGAGGGAAUUGAGUGAACGGCCCCUGAUCUUGAUGACGAGAAAAUGGAAAUGUAAAUCAUAGGUUAACUCGCGAAAACAACUAUAAAUUAUAAACCAGGAAUUCGUUUCCGCAGCUGUGGGUUAAAGGAUUUGAUGACACGGGAGCCACGAGAGUGUCUACAUUCUAAAGUGAUUGAAGGAUGGAUCAUAUUGUAGUGUUUAGACAUGCGAUAUUGAUAGUGUAAUUGUAAGUUGAUGAAAAAUAGUUAACGCGAUAGUGAUAGCAGUGAUAGUUUCAUAGCACCGAUAAAAUCUAGUAAUGGGAACCAUGAAAGGUCUGGGAAGGAAUAUCCCUUACCUUAAACAGCAAUUCGCUGCGCUUCUUGGUAACACAAGUGCCAGUGUUAAGUUUAUAUGUAUUGUUAUGAUAUUAUCAUAUGGCAUUUCCUUUAUGGAGCAGGCAAUAAUAAUUUUGAGUGUUACACCAGGUUAUUUACUGCCUCCAUCUUUUUGGAUAUGGACCGCAUUUACUUUUUGUUUUCUAGAAAUACAUUUUUGGGAAGUGUGUGUUGACAUUGUCACAGUUGGACUUUGUGGAAAACUUAUCGAGCCGCUGUGGGGUGCUAUGGAAAUGAUGACUUUCUUUGCGAUUGUCAACGUUGGUGUCGGAUUAUUAUCAGCAUCGUAUUAUUUAUUCCUUUAUAUGUGUACGAGUGAUCCUGAAUUUUUAUUUGACAUACAUAUUCACGGAUUAACGGGUUAUAUUGCCGGUGUAAGCGUUGCCGUUAAACAGAUAAUGCCCGACCAUAUUUUAUUAAAAAGUCCACUUGGUAAAAUUACGAAUAGAAAUAUUCCUUUACUGGUGUGGAUAGUAAGUUUAUUAUUAUGGAUCGUAGGAUUGUUAGAAGGUACACAUCCAACAAUGUUUUUAAAUGGUCUUAUUACAUCUUGGAUAUAUUUAAGAUUUUACCAAAGACAUACUAAUGGAACCAAAGGAGAUAUGGCUGAUAAUUUUACAUUUGCUAGUUUUUUUCCCAAUGUUUUACAACCACCGAUUGCUAUAGUCAGUAAUACUGUACAUGAUUUUUUUGUUCGAAUUGGGCUUUGCAAAAAAGUCGUAAGACGAUUUGAUAUGUCUAAUGCACCACCAGGUUUGAUCAUCAGUUUACCUGGAAUCGAUCCACAAGAUAGCGAGAGACGACGACAAAUAGCACUCAAGGCAUUAAGUGAGCGUUUAAGCAAAGAUCAUGCAAGGCCGUGGCAGCAAGAUAGAAACAAAAAGCAAUUUCCUCUUCCAGCUACUGUUUCAAUAUCUAUUCCGGAGUCGACUACCCUAAAACCUCUUGUAUCUCCUCUUAUUCCACAAUUAAAUGCUAAUAUACAUAGUCAAAAAUUAACAAACACGUGAUAGAUAUAUCAUAGGAUUGAAAUGAAAAUUAAUAAACUCUUUUAUUUUCGUAUUGAAAACUCAUACAUUAUGUUAUGAAGUGAAUUUUAAAUAAU